CGUUUACGUAAAUUCUGUUUCAAAGCUCUGUCGUAAUUGCUUCUAAAAUGAGGUUGAUACUAAACCUCUGUAGAGGAGCAGGAUGCAACCUACAGGCUGUGGCCGGACAGCUGCUGCCCAGCACAUGGAGCCUGCACGCGCACGCUUUGACCAAAGAAGCCCCCAUACUCCCGGUGAAAAAGAUUUCCAGAAGCUGUUCUGUCAAUAACAAAGUGUCAGAGAAAACCACAAAACCACCAACACUAAGAUCAUUCUUGAGUCCAAUUUGAAAAACUAGGGUCAAGUUCUGCAGAGGCGUUCAAAGGACAAGAUACCACCCUAAUACCCAUCGUGUGAGGGAAAAUGCUCUAUUCACCAUUCCUCAGCUUCUGGUUUCAGAGUUCUCUCUAUAUUGGAGGGUGUUUUAAAGCUAGAGUGGUCUUUAUCCACUUUUAUUAACACAUCUGAAUGUGAAGGUCAAGAGAGGAAAGUGACAUGUCCUAAGUCAGAGUAGAGUCAACAAGAAAAUAAGACAAACAGCGACUGAACCCCUGGUGUAUACUGGGCAUUGGCAAGCUACUGGGGAUAUGGAGAUGAAGAAAACGUAAUCCCUUCUUCAAGGAGCCCAACCUACCAAGGUAGACAGACAUAUAGACAAAUAGAUACUUGCAUAGAAAAAAGGAGGAGAAUGGGAUCAGUGUGACCUGUGUAACUAAGUACCCUAUACAACCCUCCUGCAACAGAUCAUAUUGCCCUUUAUAGUGGAGAUGGUAAUCCCAUCUCUGAAUUCCACAUGUAGUUUGCAGUCAUAGCACACCCAUGUUUCGGUCCUGACUACCAUUUAUAAACAGCAUCACUUUCAGCAGUUCUCAGCCUUCUUAAGCUAGGGUCAUUGUCUGUAGGGAUACUGCUUCACAAGCAUCAGCAGAACACCAAAGGAGACUGUAUGGGUGAAAGCAGCCAACACUGCCCUGGCGCUUCAUAGGUUCUUAGAGUUUUCAUCUUUUACUUUCAGUCUAAUGCAGCACUGCCUGCUUUUUGUUUUUGUUGCUUGGUUUGUUUUUUUCUUACCGUGUUUACCAAACUUGUGUCCAAAUAGCUUUGGGCUGAUGCAGAAGUAUCUAUGUGGAAGAGAAAGAAGAGUUGUUCUCAUGGAGGGCCUUCAGAUGAGUGCUAUAGACUCUAGGGAACUCUCCAAGAGGCUUCUCAAGCAGGGUGGGCAGUGAGAGCUGCUGUGGAAUCAAUGGACAAACAUUGACAGGGACUGCUUUGAAAGACAGUACUCAGUUGAGUAUAUAUGUUCUCUCUUAAGGGCUAAAACUAUAAUCAUCCCUUAAACACUCUGUGAUGGGAUCUUCAGGAUCAUCUUUUGAAGUAAACUAUAUUUUGCAAUGUGAU
Nomascus leucogenys (northern white-cheeked gibbon) is the source of this 1377-nucleotide messenger RNA. It is a transcript of the gene FAM120AOS, whose product is annotated as family with sequence similarity 120A opposite strand. Lineage: Eukaryota; Metazoa; Chordata; Mammalia; Primates; Hylobatidae. The transcript has 3 exons. Bases 48 to 269 code for a protein of 73 amino acids. The record is from RefSeq and is a predicted model, not a curated record.